This is a messenger RNA of Hylaeus volcanicus, 3363 nucleotides long. RefSeq names its product T-box transcription factor TBX20-like. Gene Ontology annotation, molecular function: RNA polymerase II cis-regulatory region sequence-specific DNA binding; DNA-binding transcription factor activity, RNA polymerase II-specific. The transcript is spliced from 6 exons. Bases 1112 to 2710 code for a protein of 532 amino acids. The record is from RefSeq and is a predicted model, not a curated record. Gene Ontology annotation, biological process: regulation of transcription by RNA polymerase II; positive regulation of DNA-templated transcription; heart development. Gene Ontology annotation, cellular component: nucleus. Lineage: Eukaryota; Metazoa; Arthropoda; Insecta; Hymenoptera; Colletidae.
CCCAGAUGGCAUAUUCGAGAUGUCUUCGAGCGUGGUCCUACGCCACUGUGCAUACAGUCGUGGUACAGACGUAGAUACGUACGAGAACGCCGGGCAUCCGGUGCGCGAGGGGUCGAUCGAUCUCUCUUUCGUCGUUGCGCGGCCACGCCGCUUCGAGAUACCUACGCUAUCGGUGCUGGGAGUACGAGGUGGUGGUGGUGGUGGUGGUGGUGGUAGCGGCGAUGGUCGAAGGUAUCGGCGGUGGUCGUGUCGGUGGAUAACCAGGAGGCGUGGCCAGGAUGGAAUCGCCCCCGCCCUUUGUCGCGGUUUCCUACGUAUCCCGGUUCCGCGGGUUAGGUCUGGGUUAGGUCUGGGAUAGGAGCCGUCACGUGACGCGGUGCCUCGUUCCCUCGCGAGCCGGGACGACCGCCUCGACGGUCGAGGGGGCUGGAAGAGGUAACGCCCAGCAGGGGCGCGCGCACUGUUCCUCUUUGUCGGACUCCUCGGUUCGGUUUGGUGUCGUCUCGUUAUCGGGACGUUGUGAACGGCCAGGUCGGAGCGCCGUUGCUGCGUUAGCUUGGUGGGGCGAGCGGUUCGCGUGGGAGGAGGAGUAGCGGCCCAGUGGAGUCCGGGAAGUCGAGCAGCGCAGACGCUUUCGUUCUGCGCCGCGCCGAUCCUAGCCGUAGCGUUUUCGAGCAGCGUCCUGUCCGCACCAACGUCUCGCCGAUCGAGACUCCUUUACGCGACGAUCGUUCGAUUAUUCGUGGCGACGUGUGGUCGCGGGUCGCCGAAUAAUACAGUUUUUAUUACUCGUACCGCAUCGCAAAAAGGUCUUCUAAAUCCCGAUUCGAAGUUGUACUCGUCGCGCGGUCCCAACGAUCACGGAGGAAAGUCGAUGGGAAUCGGAGGUGCCCGCCGCUUGUCGUCGACUCGUCGACGUAAGACUGACCGCGAAAGGGGAUCGUAUCGCGUCCGGUCGCGAGUGACGGUGGUGAUAUCGCGUACUCUCGGAACGAAGUGAUAAACGUUCGGAAACGGAGCAAGACGUUGAACGUCGGACAGAAGAGGUCGGGCGAACGCCGGAGAAACAAGCCGGAAACAUUGAAAUCAAAGUGUCGUCGCGCGAGAAGGGAUGCCUACGAAGGGGGAAAGGGGUAAAGCGACAGACUUCAGCAUCGCGGCCAUCAUGGCGCCCAGGGGUCCGUCCUUCGGGCAUUACCACCUGCAGGGCAUUGGCAACACUGCUGCUACUGCUAAUACCAACUUGGAAUGUCCAACUGCCAGAGAAUUCGUCGCCAACUCUGCUCUCGAUCACCGGUCGAGGACGUCGCCGGUGAACAUCGUGGCGACGGCGACCGUGGUGACGGACGAGGCUCUGCUGGCCGACGACGAGGUGGAAAAUUGCGAAGGGGAGAGCGAGGGAACGGACAAGUCCGGUAACGAGGAGGACGAAGAGGUGGACGUGGACGUCGAGGAGUGCAGCAGCGUCGAUGACGGCCCGAUCCACGGUCCCGACGAUCUGACCACGACAUCGUCGUCGAGGAAGUGCCAAGAUUCUCACGGCGAUCACGAACGGAAGCAUCGUCUUAGGACCAGUUGCAACUCUGACGAGCUUCGGGACGUCGAGUGUCAUCUGGAGACCAAGGAAUUGUGGGACAAGUUCAACGACCUUGGCACGGAGAUGAUCAUCACGAAGACUGGCAGGCGGAUGUUCCCUACCUGCCGCGUGUCAUUCAGCGGCUUGAAGUCGGAGGGCAGGUACGCGGUGCUGAUGGACAUCGUGCCAGUAGACAACAAGCGAUACCGGUACGCGUACCACAGAAGCUGUUGGCUGGUCGCUGGCAAAGCGGAUCCUCCGGCGCCGGCGCGGCUCUACGUGCACCCGGACUCUCCGUUCACCGGGGACCAGCUACGAAAGCAGGUGGUCUCGUUCGAGAAGGUCAAGCUGACCAACAACGACAUGGACAAGCACGGCCAGAUCGUCCUGAACUCGAUGCAUCGAUACCAACCGAGGAUACAUUUGGUCCGUUGUCGGCAGACGGACGACAACAAUCUUCACAUAACCGAUCUUCAAAAGGAGGAGCACAAGACCUUCAUAUUCCCCGAGGCGAUUUUCACCGCGGUGACCGCCUAUCAGAAUCAGUUGAUAACAAAGUUGAAGAUCGACAGCAACCCGUUCGCCAAGGGAUUUCGAGACUCGUCCAGGCUCACGGACUUCGAUCGGGACCCUAUGGAGCUGAUGGAGCAGCAACUGGUCCGAUGCGGAGUGGCGCCAGUCAGGCUGUACGAGCACCUCGCGAUGUCGUCGCCAGCCGCAGCGGCUGCGGCAGCGGCAGCCGCGGCCGCGGCUCUCGGUGCACAACAGCAGCAGCAACAGCAACAACACCACCAGCAGUCGCAGCAGCAACAAUCCCAGCACGAGAACCCGUCGCACGCGUUGCCCCCGUGGAUGACGCCGUCGACGGCCCUCCUCUACGGCACCGUCGGCCAAACGCACCCCGGAACCAGGCCUACCACCGGCUCUUCGUCCCCUUACCCUGCCGUGGCGGCCACAGCGCCCUUUCCUUACCCCGCUGCCCUACCCUGGCCCUGGCAGCCGCCACCCGUUGCCAUGAUUUCGCGGAGAUCCUCGCCUCCCACCGCCACGGGCCCUUCCUUGAGGUACACCCCGUAUCCCCCACCUGCGAGCACACCUCCACCCCUGAGGGUUCGCCCUUCCACCCCCAAUUAGCGUCCACCCUCGAAACUUCACCGUUCGUAACCUCGUCGUACCUCUUUCUUCGCGCUCGAAGCCGCGAGUAGACUCGUCGUAAGUUUCGUGUCGGUACUUCGGAGGUUUUUCUGGAAAUGCUUUGAAUUUUUCCGUCAGAACUUGCGACGAGGAAAAAAGGAAGACGCAGCCAAAGAAAAUUUCCUCGGACUCUAGGAAUCGCUCAGGGGUUCGCAGCUCCUUGCAGUAGGUGUCGUAUCGUAUCGUCUUUCUUUGAACGGGGAAUUCGGCUGGUUGGCCAACGCGCUCCGAAUUCGUCGACGAUCCUCGUCACGGCUCGGUACCGAGCGUUUCGUUCGCGUUGGAGGAGAGAAACCUCCUUCGAAAUUCUCGGCGCUCCGUCGAGCCUUACUUACGUUAGUUUUAGGGAAAUGGCCCGUACUUGUUCGCUCUGUGUCCGCGUAAUGUAACCGUAGACCCUUACGAUUCGAGACUCGGGAAAGGAGAGGGUCUCCCUCUGGAAAUCAGCGAAACUCUUUAUCCGAAUGAAAAACCUCCAACAGCGAGCCGAAAACAAAUGUUGGAUCCGGUACCCUUUUAGGAAAACUUCGAAUUGCAACGAUAACUUUGCAAUUACGUCCCCAUAAUUAUAAAAGUGGUCAAAGUCCUACAUU